AUGUCGUCCUCCGGAAGCCAGAACAGCAAGGGCAAGCAGGCCGCGCCCAGCCAGCCAGACGGUAAAGCCAAGGACAAUUCCACCUUGGGCCGCAUUGCAGAGUCAGCAACAAAGCUGGCUAGCGACAUAGCGUUCGGCAAGUCCUCGGUGAACCCGAACUCGCUGGUGGCCGAGUCCAAGCAGCAGGGUGAGGGAUCGUCGUCCACGCACAGACACGAAUGGAUGGCGGGCAGCCAGCGCCUGCAGAGCUCCGGGUCCACAGACGAGCACACACAUCCUUCCAGCAGCACAUCAGCGGCGGCAGCAUUCCGGCAGGCGGCACGUGCAGCAAAUAGUGCCCAGAGCCAGGGCCAGAGGUGGAGCAGCGAGUACACAGUAUCGGCGCCGCAUGGCGAGGAGCCGUCGCACCAGAUCCAGCUGGCGCAGCAGAUGGACGGAGCUGGUGUGCUGGACUUUCUGUCGCAGACCCAGCCAACCACCAUGAGUGUCUCGCAUGUGGGCCAGGAUCGCAGCCUUAACAAACCGCCGGUGCGGCAGCAGGGCCCGCAUGCAGCUGGUACAGUUGAGACCACGGAUCCAAUUGCCUACCUGAACGGCACCACAUAUGCGACGGACAUGGAGUCGACAGAUCACCGGGUAGUACCGCACGGUGAGCGCGGGAUAUCGGGAUCACCGAACCACCGACCCGAGAAGGCAUGGGGCGACAGCAAUCCUACCGAGGGGCAGGAGGAAUGGGCGCUGAACGAGGCCUGGAACCGCGCCUGGAUGGGCACAACGUGGGACGAGGCGAAGAAAAAGAAGGAGCCCAAGCCGGACCACAUCCAGCCCACCAGCAAGAACCUGAGCCACCUGCUCAAGCCCCGUAUUUAA
Linderina pennispora is the source of this 870-nucleotide messenger RNA. RefSeq lists its product as uncharacterized. The record is from RefSeq and is a predicted model, not a curated record. The transcript has a single exon. Lineage: Eukaryota; Fungi; Kickxellomycota; Kickxellomycetes; Kickxellales; Kickxellaceae. The coding region runs from base 1 to 870 and encodes 289 amino acids.